Vombatus ursinus (common wombat) is the source of this 1591-nucleotide messenger RNA. Its product is annotated as WD repeat-containing protein 5. Bases 113 to 1117 code for a protein of 334 amino acids. Gene Ontology annotation, cellular component: Set1C/COMPASS complex. Gene Ontology annotation, molecular function: histone binding. The transcript has a single exon. The record is from RefSeq and is a predicted model, not a curated record. Lineage: Eukaryota; Metazoa; Chordata; Mammalia; Diprotodontia; Vombatidae.
GCGGAGGUGAGGUUCAAAUUACUGAGCACAGAUUUUCUUUUCACUAUUGAAGCAUUCUGGUUCAUCAUCCAUCCCUAAGCACCCUCAGUCUGACUUAACUAGUUGUGGAAACAUGGCAACUGAAGAAAAGAAACCAGAGGCAGAAGCCACAAAAACACAAUCUACACCUUCCUCAUCAACCAAUCAGAGCAAGCCUGCACCUGUAAAGCCAAACUACGCAUUAAAGUUCACACUAGCAGGACAUACUAAAGCCGUAUCUUCGGUAAAAUUUAGUCCAAAUGGAGAAUGGUUAGCAAGUUCUUCUGCAGAUAAGCUCAUUAAAAUUUGGGGAGCAUAUGAUGGAAAAUUUGAGAAAACAAUAUCUGGGCACAAACUGGGAAUCUCGGAUGUUGCCUGGUCAUCAGAUUCCAAUCUUCUUGUAUCUGCUUCUGAUGAUAAAACUCUUAAGAUAUGGGAUGUUAGCUCUGGGAAGUGUCUAAAAACACUGAAGGGUCACAGUAACUAUGUCUUUUGCUGCAACUUCAAUCCCCAAUCCAACCUCAUCGUUUCAGGAUCUUUUGAUGAAAGUGUAAGGAUAUGGGAUGUGAAAACAGGGAAGUGCCUCAAGACUUUACCUGCUCAUUCUGACCCAGUUUCAGCAGUUCAUUUUAAUCGUGAUGGAUCCUUGAUAGUGUCAAGUAGUUAUGAUGGUCUCUGCCGAAUCUGGGAUACAGCAUCAGGUCAAUGUUUAAAAACACUUAUUGAUGAUGAUAAUCCUCCUGUGUCUUUUGUGAAAUUCUCUCCAAAUGGUAAAUACAUUCUUGCUGCAACUCUGGACAACACUCUUAAGCUAUGGGACUACAGCAAAGGGAAGUGCCUGAAGACAUACACUGGUCACAAGAAUGAGAAAUACUGCAUUUUCGCUAAUUUUUCGGUCACUGGUGGAAAGUGGAUUGUGUCUGGGUCAGAAGAUAACCUGGUUUACAUUUGGAACCUUCAGACAAAAGAGAUCGUACAGAAAUUACAAGGCCAUACAGAUGUUGUGAUUUCAACAGCUUGUCACCCUACAGAAAACAUCAUUGCAUCAGCCGCAUUAGAAAAUGACAAAACAAUUAAACUCUGGAAGAGUGACUGUUAAGCCCUUUCGAUGUCAUGUUAGAGACUGUAUCAAGAAGUAGGUCCUAUGAGGCAAGAAACUAAGAUAUUUGAGAAUAGUUUCUUGGCCUAAAGGGAAAUCCCCUUUUUUCUUCCCUGGAAUGGGUAGCCUGGUGAGAAGAGGCAGCAUCUGCCUUAUUUGACAAAUGGAUCUUUUUCUUAUUUUUUUGUUUUAAGGGGAAAAAAUUUGCUUGUAUUACUAGAAGGUCCCAAAAGACUUUGGUGAUGCUUCUUGCCAACUCUCCUGAUGCUGUCAAAGGAAGAGUUUCAAUCUAUAUUGUGUUAUAAAUCGAGUCAGCAAAAACCUGAAUUUUUAAUUUUUUAUUACAGAAGGAUAAAUUUCAUUUCAUCAUGAAUUUUUCCUCAACUAAAUGUUCUGUAAUUUUUUAAAAGAUAUCACUUACCCACUUCUAACUCUGUGACCAAAUACAACCAUGUAAGUUUUUGGCUUUCUAUC